AUGACCGUUAAAUAUGAACAAGGUUUGGGGAAGGAGAAGCCUCAAAAUGUUAUUUGUGACUUGGCAGAAGGGAAGUUUGGGUCAAAGGCGUUUGACCAAUUAGCGCAGAAUGACAUUCCAAAAAACGUUCAGGCACUAGUUGAUCUACAAGCUGAAUCUGGCUCGCCUGAUCAGUUACUGGAUGAGAUCUCAUUACAUCACCAGGUGGAACCUCCCAUCGUGGCAUGCAUACCUCAACAGCUCUCCCAAUCCUUCCCGAAGCUCUCCAUAGAAGUGUUUUCUACCACUUUCAUGGACUCCACAUUCAGAAAGGAAAAUGUUGGUAGCUCAGGUAUCGUAGAUGGUGGUCGUUGGCUGGUUCGCACAACCACCAAUCCACCGCUACGCACUACUACGCUCCACAAUAACGCACUGAUGAUGUCACCUCGAUUGGUGAUGAAACGUUUGCAAUCAAAUUGCCCAGCUCAGCGAACAAGCCAAAGACCACCAUUCAUUAUUGUCACCAUAUUUGCCUGGGCCAACAUUCACCUCCCAACGCUUGAAUCUUCGGUUGACGGAUGCACUGCUGACGAUGGCCGUGUACGAUCAAGUUAUAACAAUCCAGAACUAGAACAAACAACUAUUCUAGAAACCAUGCCUUUGUGUACUUGGAGAGCUGGUCUGUGGAUGAAUAAAGACGUUUCACAAAUGGAUCAACCUCUUGCGUACCAAGGGAACAGGACAACUUUGGCAUGGAACGCCGUCAGCAGGGAUGUUGUGUGUCGUCGAGUGUCACAAGAUGGCACACACAGUGUGCAUCGAACCCACAACCUACUUCCGCAUAGAGCCUACUGUCCAGGUGCAAGAACCGAA
Opisthorchis viverrini is the source of this 852-nucleotide messenger RNA. RefSeq lists its product as hypothetical. The record is from RefSeq and is a predicted model, not a curated record. NCBI's taxonomy places the organism in Eukaryota, Metazoa, Platyhelminthes, Trematoda, Opisthorchiida, Opisthorchiidae. The annotation marks the transcript as partial. The transcript is spliced from 5 exons.